CACUCUUGCUCCUGCUUGCUUGCUUUUUUUGUGUUUGAACUCUUUUGUGUGGUAUGGGGAUGCACUGUUUGGGUUUUUUCUUUGAUACUUUCGACUUAAAAGUUUUUCCUCCUUGAGCUCAAUGGAAGCAGUGGCUGAUCAGCACCAAUAAAGAGUUUUGCUCAUUCUCAUCCAGUUUUUCAGGGCGCAAAUUUUGAAAAUAUAAACAAGAUUAAUCACUCAAGGCUUGUGGGAGGAGAGGAGAGAGGAAUGUGGUUAUGUACACUAUGAUGUUCGCUCCCUGCUCAGUAAUUCAAGAGAAGCUUUGCACUGAGAGAAAUCAAGGAACGCUACACUCCUUCUCAGCAGUGUGGAUUACAUUAAUAGUUAUAAGUAUUAGUUUAAAUAGGACAAAAACUGACUUGUAAGGAAUGGAUCAAGGAGAACAUGAAGCAAUUACCCAGCUUCAAAAUUCCACACUUGCACCACCUACAAUGUUCAACUCAUCAGACUGGCAUCUUAUUCAUUCUAUUGUUCCUCCGUAUAUAUUUAUUGUGUGUUUGGCUGGGAUUCUGGGCAAUGCUUUUGUAUUGUUCGUGUUCUUCUUCCAGAGGGGCAAGUGGACUGUGCCUGAGAUCUAUCUGGGAAACCUGGCUCUAGCUGACCUGAUCCUGCUGGCCUGUUUACCAUUUUGGGCCAUGAACAUCCUCAAUCACUUCUACUGGCCAUACGGAGAGUUUUUGUGUAAAGUUGUCAAUCUCUCCAUUAUUGUUAACAUGUAUGCUAGCAUUUAUAUGCUGGUGAUGGUGAACUUAGAUCGCUACCUUGCACUAGUGCUUAUUAUGAAAGCCAGAUGGCUAAGGAGAAGACGAAAUGCAAAGGUCAUGUGCUUUUGUCUCUGGCUUUUUGGAGUGAUCAUGGGCAUACCCACUGCUGCUUUCAGGAGCGUGCAGGACAUCCCAAGUUUUCAGAGAGCAGUCUGCAUUAUUCAUUACCCUUUUGACUCCUGGAAACUUGCCCACCAUCUUCAACUGGUCCUGCUGGGCUUUGCUCUUCCUCUCCUGGUGAUUGUCUUCUGUAGUUGUAAUAUUUUGUGGGUCCUUCACAAAAGAAUGGAUGGUGUUAUUCCACAGAAUAAAAAUGACAGAAAGGCCACAGUGCUAGUAUCUGCUGUGACCCUGUUUUUCUUCAUUUGUUGGGCUCCAUUCCAUAUUUUCACCGCCCUGGAUAUACUUUGUGACCUCAACAUCCUGGAUCGGGAUGCCUGGGAUCAUAUCUUAGAUGUCGGAAACCAAUUUACCACAUACUUAGCGUUUUUGAACAGCUGUCUUAAUCCACUGCUUUAUGUAUGCAGUGGCCAAUACUUCAAGAGGAAAGUCAUUGAUAUCUAUAAAAGAAGAAAGAGCUCAACUGGGUCAGUGGCCAGCACGUUACAACGUUCAGUUAUAUCAACAAGGAGUGAUCAAAUAAAAACAGCUGUUUUGUAGAGCUGAAAUAUGUGCAUAUUGUUUGUGUGUGUAUGCGUGUGUGUGCUUGUGUGUGCUUGUGUGUGGGUGUGAAUGUCUGCAUGUGCAUGUGCGUGUGUGUGUGUGUGUGUGUGUGUGUGUGUGUGUGUGUGUGUGUGUGUGUGUGUGUGUGUGUGUGUGUGUGUGGGUGUGGUUGUGUUUGUGUGCGUAUGUUUUACAUUCGCCAGUUAACAAAUUUAGUGGUAGAAAUCAGCACUGUACUGCAUGUUUCAGGCACAAAUGAUUAUAAUCAAUAACCAGCUGAGUGUUCUGGAUAUACUCAAGCAUUUUCAUGUAUAUAUAACAGCACUUCUGCGUACUUGUAAACAGUGAAUAAACAGCUACCAUACAAGGCAGUCUGUUAGAGGUUUCUAACAGUACUGCUGUUUUGUGUUGACCUUGUGUUGACCCAUGCACCACCCAUUUAAUAUGUUAAUAUGUUAUGAGCCUUAUUGUUUAUGGAAGUUUCCUUCCCUAAAGGAACAUUAAGUCAUAAUGUUAUGUACACUACCGAAUAUGGAUUUUAGUCGUUUGACAAUGUAUUUACUAAUGAAUUCUCAUUUAUUCGUCUUGUUAUGAAGCAGGUUGGAAAAAGAGCUGAGUAUAUGUAACCACAUAGAUUUGCUUUUUGAAAAAUAAAAGUCUCUUCUGCAA
This is a messenger RNA of Tachysurus fulvidraco (yellow catfish), 2138 nucleotides long. It is a transcript of the gene bdkrb1, whose product is annotated as bradykinin receptor B1. Gene Ontology annotation, molecular function: bradykinin receptor activity. Bases 411 to 1466 code for a protein of 351 amino acids. Gene Ontology annotation, biological process: G protein-coupled receptor signaling pathway; neutrophil chemotaxis; inflammatory response. NCBI's taxonomy places the organism in Eukaryota, Metazoa, Chordata, Actinopteri, Siluriformes, Bagridae. The record is from RefSeq and is a predicted model, not a curated record. The transcript is spliced from 3 exons. Gene Ontology annotation, cellular component: membrane.